AUGAACAACCAGGGAAACACAGGAGGGCCGUCCGGCGGUAAGGACGACUUCCUCGACAAGGGCCUCACCGCCGUGCAGAAAAAGUACGGCGGAGCGAAGUUCAGCGAUCCGAACAAGAACAAGGCCACGAACGAGAAGAUUACGGACAAGGCCCGCAGCAUGUUCGAGAAGACGACGGGGAUGAAGGUUCCGAAAUGGUUGUCGAACUAA
Messenger RNA from Coniosporium apollinis CBS 100218, 210 nucleotides. RefSeq lists its product as uncharacterized. The transcript has 3 exons. The coding region runs from base 1 to 210 and encodes 69 amino acids. The record is from RefSeq and is a predicted model, not a curated record. NCBI's taxonomy places the organism in Eukaryota, Fungi, Ascomycota, Dothideomycetes.